CGCUUUACGUGUUCGUUGUCUUUGGUGGCUUCACAUCUAUAUCUCAAUUCCUAUUCUUUCCUUUCUUUCCUUUCAAUUACCACUCAGACUCCUUCUCUGCCCGAGCCGAGACUCCACCCACACACAUACAUCCGACACACACCGGCGAAACAACAACCACCCACUUGCUUUUUUAUAAUUGGCCCCGAGUCACGACACCACUCUUUGCUUUGCAUCAUUUACAUUAUGAGACCCGCCAUCCAACUGCUCUCAGCCCUGGCCCUUGCCACCACCGCCGCCAUAGCUGGAAACAGCUCGGAACUGGGCAACAUCUAUGCUGGUGCACCCACCGAUGGCAUUUCAGUAUACGCAGAGAAUGUUUCGCAGUGCGGUACCGCCAACAUCUCAUGGACCGGUGCCAACCCUCCCGUGACACUCGAGAUCGCCGAAGGCGGCUACUACAUUGGCCGCACCUCUGUCGCCAACCUCACCACUGGAACGAACGACUACUCUACCGAAUGGCUCGUCGACGUCGCCGCCGGGCAGAGCCUCAUCUUCCAGGUCGUCGAUGCGGACGGCAAGACCGGCUACGUCCAAAACAUCAACGUAACGGACAGCGAUGAUGAUUCGUGUGUCAAGUUUGGAGCAGCAAACAGUUCGAGCAGUGCGGCGGGUAAUGGGACCAGCAAUGGUACGACUGAGAGUGCAGGGACGAGCGGGAAUGACAGUGCCACUGCUGUUGGUGGAGCGAGCGAUUCUGCCAGUAUUGCCUCCAGCAGCUCGUAUAGCGACCCAUCCAGCGCCACUUCUAGCUCAUCGGCCGUAGAAGGCUCGCCUUCGUCGGUCUCUUCAGAGUCCCUCUCGACUGUUGCAUCCACAAGCGCUUCAGCCGAUACCAGCUCCAGCUCCCCCUCGUCUGCAUCUGCCCAAGCUGCAAGCUCUUCAUCCAGCAGUAGCUCAUCUGGGGGCGUCGUCGCCGUCAACGAUUCAUCCAGCACCAACUCUGGCUCUUCCUCGUCCAGCUCGUCGACUUCAAGCUCAUCUUCGGCUUCUCGUGUGGCUAUUGGGGGCUGGUCGGUUGUGGGCGCCGUGUUGAGCGCUGUCGUUUUUCUCUGAACACUGGGUCAAGCAUUCGGGCAUGUAAUAUAGAGCAUCUUUUCUUUUCUUCCUUCGUAUUCCAGUCUGCCCUCACGACUGCACCGCUUUUAUAAAAGAGUCUCCUUCGACAGGACAUCUAGGCGGAGAAGACUUUGUGGAGUAUCAACCCUAGCUAGUCUUUUAUCACGUUUGGAUUCUUCAUUCAUUAUAUCAUGU
Cryptococcus amylolentus CBS 6039 is the source of this 1293-nucleotide messenger RNA. RefSeq lists its product as hypothetical. The transcript has 5 exons. The record is from RefSeq and is a predicted model, not a curated record. Bases 226 to 1095 code for a protein of 289 amino acids. NCBI's taxonomy places the organism in Eukaryota, Fungi, Basidiomycota, Tremellomycetes, Tremellales, Cryptococcaceae.